CUGGUAAUGUCUUACCCCAAGAUUCCACAUACUCCGUCACCUCUCUGUCCCACUCACAGCAGCAUCAUGAUGGGGAAGAUGUUGUUGGGACUCUUGUUUCUUCUAGACUGGGUGGUCCUCUCCACCUGCAUCCUCCCUCAGUACUAUUUUGUCAAUACAUUAUUGAAUUGGACUGAAGCUCAGACCUACUGCAGACAGAGGAAUGCAGACCUGGCCACCAUCCUAAACUCUGAGGAACAGAACCAAAUAAUCCAAACUCUUACCUCUGCUGGACACCGCUAUAAUGUCUGGUUUGGUCUUUUUAAUGAAGUCGACUGGAAAUGGUCUGAUGGUUACACUGGGAAUGGAUCUGACUACAGAAAUUGGGCAUUAAAUCAUCCAACACGGCAUGACCUUAAUGAGCUAUGUGUAGGAUCACAUUAUAGUGGAGGAUGGUUUGAUGCUGACUGCGCAGGACGCCGCCAGUUUUUGUGUUACAAAGGCUCACACUUGGAUCCUGAAUUUGUUUAUGUGAAUACAAUAAUGAACUGGUCCAAUGCUCAGAUUUACUGUAGAGAGAACUUUGUUGACCUGGCCUCCAUAAAAGAUUAUACAGAGUACCAGCAGGUGCAGAGGCUGAUACCUACAUAUUACUAUCCAUGGAUUGGUCUAUAUAGAGAUCCAAAUCUUCACUGGUCUAAUGGGAGCAGCGUCCUCUUCACCAACUGGGAUACCUAUGGUAUUUUUAUUGGCUCCAAGACAGUCAUGUGUGGUGCUACAUCUACUCAGAGAUCAGGAAAAUGGAGGUUUUUGCACUGUGAAACAAGGUUACCAUUUGUCUGUUAUGGUCCUCCAGCUAUAAAAAAGAUUGUGAAGCUCAGACUCCAGUCAGAGGACUCUGUGGAUCUGAAUGACCCUGUUCUAAGAGGAAACAUCCUGAAAAAGCUUCAGAACAAACUGCAGGAGAACGGAGUGAGUGGAGUUACCCUGAAGUGGAGCGAGCAGCCUGAUGGGAAAGUCUUCAAAAAGGAGAAGAAAGAAUUAUAA
This is a messenger RNA of Cyprinodon tularosa, 1026 nucleotides long. RefSeq names its product secretory phospholipase A2 receptor-like. Bases 7 to 1026 code for a protein of 339 amino acids. NCBI's taxonomy places the organism in Eukaryota, Metazoa, Chordata, Actinopteri, Cyprinodontiformes, Cyprinodontidae. The record is from RefSeq and is a predicted model, not a curated record. The transcript has 6 exons.